Molecule: messenger RNA, 804 nt
Organism: Mesorhabditis spiculigera
Lineage: Eukaryota; Metazoa; Nematoda; Chromadorea; Rhabditida; Rhabditidae
Source: the annotation of a GenBank genome assembly
AUGACCGCCGACGUGGGCUUCCUAGAUGUCUUCCUGGGCGAAUGGGACGUGGAGAAGACGAAACAGUACAUGGGCUACUUUGUUCCUCUUUCUUAUAAAAUCGCCGUCGGCUAUUUGUUGGCAAUUUAUUUCGGCCAAAAAAUAAUGAAAAACUUGAAAGAGUUCAAGCUCGACAACACGCUAGCCAUCUGGAAUUUUAUCUUUGCCGCCUUUUCCGGCGUGGCCGCCUUCAAGUUGGUGCCAGAAUUGUUGGGCGUGUGGAAGAACCACGGCUUCGUCGCGUCGUACUGCGACAACCACACCUACUACACGGACCCGUCGACCGGCUUCUGGGGAUGGAUGUUUGUGAUGAGCAAGCUGCCCGAGUUGGGUGACACUGCUUUCCUGGUGCUGCGCAAGCGACCGGUCAUCUUCAUGCACUGGUUCCACCACGCGCUCACCUUUGUCUACGCCGAGCUCACCUACAGUGAGAUGCAAGCAUGGGCUAGAUGGUCGCUGGCGCUGAACUUGACUGUCCACACCGUCAUGUACACCUAUUUCGGCAUCCGAGCACUCAAGAUUCAGCUGCCGAGGCCACUCGCCAAGUUCAUCACGACCAUCCAAAUUGUCCAGUUCGUCAUCAGCUGCUGGAUCUUUGGGCACGCCAUCGUGAUGAAGUACACCGAGAGCCGCGCUUGCGACGCCAGCUGGAAUGUGUUGGCGAUCGGCGGCGUGAUGUACGUGAUCUAUUUGUACCUCUUCUCCGAGUUCUUCUACAACGCCUACAUCAAGAAGCGGUCCCCAACGAAGGCUCAAAAGGCAGAG